This is a messenger RNA of Aphanomyces astaci, 540 nucleotides long. RefSeq lists its product as hypothetical. NCBI's taxonomy places the organism in Eukaryota, Oomycota, Saprolegniomycetes, Saprolegniales, Verrucalvaceae. The coding region runs from base 1 to 540 and encodes 179 amino acids. The transcript is spliced from 2 exons. The record is from RefSeq and is a predicted model, not a curated record.
AUGGCCCGUGGACGCACGCUUACCCGCGACCUCUUACGACUUCUUGCUUUCUACAUGAGCCGGGGUGACAAUUCGGCGCCCAAGAAAAGUGACUUUGGGACGGUGACAGCAGCCACUCCUGCAGCCAUCCGCACUGUGCAUCGAACACGGCUUCUACACACGACGCAAAACAUUGAACUGGUAAAAGAGUUCGUACGCACACGACGAGCGACACGCACUCGAACAACUGCUGUCGACGUCAUGACGUACCGUCUAGUUUGGCCCUUGUCGGGGAACGUCGACUCCACACGCCUGUCGACCCUUUUUGCAUGUGAAGAGUGGGAUAAAUAUUUGGUGCUCGUGUCUCAUUGCCCAUAUUCGGAUGACGAACAGAUGGCAGGCACGCCAUCAAACGGAUGUGUUCUGGCGUCGAUGGCUCGUCGACGCCACAACACAACUGUCGACGCUUUUGUUGAUGUCCACUGCAAGUUCGAACAUCAACGCCGUCGAUUCUUUGCCUGUUGCUCCGAAGUGGAAGCAGUCGUGGCCCGUCCACCAUAA